AUGCAGCCAGUCUGCCCUCUUCAACUUCCGAUCCCUCCUCCUCGUCCUCCUCCUCCUGAUUUGCACGAGCGCAUAUGUCCACCACUUCACGCCCGGAAUCAUGGACCGCAACAAGAACGGGUAUGCGAUGUUAUGGGUAUCUUUUGGAAAUGCGCGAGAAUAGGGGAACGGCUCAGUCCGUACAUAAGCAUAUGCUGUGUCCUCAUGGCCUCCAUUCUCAUGAACUAG
This is a messenger RNA of Pochonia chlamydosporia 170, 228 nucleotides long. RefSeq lists its product as hypothetical. The record is from RefSeq and is a predicted model, not a curated record. The transcript has 3 exons. Bases 1 to 228 code for a protein of 75 amino acids. NCBI's taxonomy places the organism in Eukaryota, Fungi, Ascomycota, Sordariomycetes, Hypocreales, Clavicipitaceae.